This is a messenger RNA of Colletotrichum aenigma, 162 nucleotides long. RefSeq lists its product as uncharacterized. The transcript has a single exon. The record is from RefSeq and is a predicted model, not a curated record. Bases 1 to 162 code for a protein of 53 amino acids. NCBI's taxonomy places the organism in Eukaryota, Fungi, Ascomycota, Sordariomycetes, Glomerellales, Glomerellaceae.
AUGGGCGCACUGGCACAUGAGAUCAUUGGCCGCCGCAUGGCAUGGCGCGCGUUGAUCGUGGGGUUCAUUGCAAAGGGUAGGCCAGAGCUUCUCGAGGUAAGCGCGGCGGUUUCGGCCGACGAAGAUGGCUCCAUGGUUUCCUACUGGCAGAGGAGAAGGUAG